Molecule: messenger RNA, 3819 nt
Organism: Arthroderma uncinatum
Lineage: Eukaryota; Fungi; Ascomycota; Eurotiomycetes; Onygenales; Arthrodermataceae
Product: copper-sulfate regulated protein 1
Exons: 1
Coding region: 1-3819 (1272 amino acids)
Biological process (GO): monoatomic cation transport; copper ion homeostasis
Cellular component (GO): membrane
Molecular function (GO): copper ion binding; P-type divalent copper transporter activity; ATP binding
Source: RefSeq, a predicted model, not a curated record
AUGGCAGAUACCAACAAGACUACAUCUUCAUGCUGUCCUUCUCGCUCUCCCAAGAUGCAGAUUCCGCAGACCAAUAUGUUCCUAGAAGACUUGAAAACCACACUGCUCGUCAACAACAUACAUUGUGCCUCCUGCGUGGCCUACGCAAAGGAAGUCUUAUAUGUCCUGCCCCAUAUCAGAAGCGUCGAGGUCUCCAUCCUUGCGCACGAAGUAACAGUUCACCACAGCCCCGAGACGACGACAUCUGACCUUGUGAAGGCCCUUGCUGAUGCCGCAUUCGAAGUCUUUCAUGCCGAUACAUACAACGAAUCCGGAGUAAAGGUUGGCAAUUUGGAAUCUUCUUCGCCGCUGGGUAGUAGUUGGCUUGAAUCUGGUCUCCUCAACUCUCCUCGACCUCUAAAGGUCAGAGGACGGUUGCGUGCCACUUCUCCUGAGCGGAAGUCGCUUCAUAUUGCAAAUUGCCUGGUCUGCAGGCAAGAAUUCGGGGCUGGUUCUAGUUUAGACCAUAAAGGAGCCGAAUCGGAACCUCGCACAGUUCAACAGAAACAUGCCACGGAUACAGAGACACCAAAGCGAACGCCAACUCCUCGGCUAUCCAGACCAGCAUCUAGAUCUCGAUCAGUCGCUGCGCCGGUAGCGCCGCUUCCGUUAACGAAAGCUGUGGGAAUCCCCCCACCAGCUCCUAAUGAAGAAGUAUAUGACGCCCAACUGACCAUUGGUGGAAUGACAUGCGCUUCCUGUGCCAACGCUGUGACAGCUGAACUAAAAUCAUCAGAUCAUGUCAUUUCGGCUACUGUAAGCCUACUCACAAACAGCGCAGAGGUAUCAUUUACUGGCCCAAAGGAAAAUAUCAAUAAGAUUGCCAGUCAAGUCAAGGAUAUCGGAUUCGAAGCCUCCGUCGAAAAAGUUUCACUUAAAGAGGGAGCUCCCAAGGAUGUCUACCUCGCGAAUGUCAGCAUCAAGGGUAUGACUUGCAGCUCCUGCGUGGGAGCCGUUACCAGGGCUCUAGACGCUUGUCCAUAUGUGACCAGUACGACUAUACAUCUGCUGGGAAAUUCAGGGAGGAUUGAAUUUCAUGGGAAAGAGAAUCUUAAUGAUAUCAUCAGCAGGAUUGAAGACCUAGGAUUUGAAGCUACAAUCGUUGACUGCGGCCCUCUUGGAGGUGGCCCUCACACUCUUGACGAGGGUACCCAGACGAGAACUAUUCAGAUCAAGGUCGAUGGAAUGUUUUGUCCACAUUGUCCGCAAAGGAUAGUGGAUGCCCUCAAACGACUUUCAGACGGCGCUGUGACUAUUGAUGAUGAACUCACCUUACAGAACCCAAUACUCACGGUCUCAUAUACCCCAAACUCCCCCUCAAUGACUAUACGAAAUAUUAUCGCCACGAUUGAUUCCACAAACGAGGUUUUCCAGGCAAGCGUGUAUCAUCCGCCUACAAUCGAAGAUCGUUCUCGAGCCAUGCAAAUGCACGAACAAAGGCGACUACUUAUCCGUCUUCUAUUCACUUUCAUCGUAGCUAUCCCUGAGUUCCUCAUCGGUAUACUCUGGAUGUCGCUAGUUCCACCGUCGAAUAGCAUUCGAAAGUAUUUUGAGCAGCCAAUGUGGAUAGGUUCGGUCUCUCGUACGGAAUGGGCGCUUUUCAUCUUGACCACCCCCGUCAUGUUUUUUGGUACAGACGUGUUCCAUGCUCGUGCAUUCAAAGAGAUCCGCGCUCUGUGGAGGCCUGGCAGCCGCGUUCCUAUUCUUAGGCGAUUCUAUCGUUUUGGGAGUAUGAACAUGCUUAUUUCUGCCGGAACGAUGGUAGCAUAUUUUGCAUCCUUGGCUGUCAUAAUUAUGAAAGCUCGCAUCCCCGCCGAUGAGCACGAAUCAGGAGAAAUAGCUACCUAUUUUGAUACGGUUGUGUUCCUCACUCUUUUCAUCCUGGUUGGCCGUGCUCUUGAGGCAUACAGUAAAGCGAAAACUGGAGAUGCCGUUGCCAUGCUGGGCAAGCUUCGUCCAUCUGAAGCUACGCUAGUCCUCAACCAUGAUCCUGCCGACGAAGUGAACCCGAAUAACAGCACUAUUCAACGUGUGGCGGUUGACCUAUUGGAUAUCGGGGACGUUGUCCUGGUCCCCCAUGGAGGAUCACCUCCAGCUGAUGGCAUUGUUACUGGGAGUGAUUCUUAUAAAUUUGAUGAAAGCUCCCUAACUGGAGAAUCGAUGCCCGUCAAGAAAUCUAAAGACGACAAAGUAUUCUCUGGUUCAGUCAAUGUCGGGCGACCUGUGUCCAUCCAGCUUACCGAUCUAGGAAGCACAUCCAUGCUUGAUCAAAUAGUCGCGGUUGUACGAGAAGGUCAGGCAAAACGAGCACCUGUUGAACGAGUUGCAGAUGCUAUAACUGGGUAUUUUGUGCCGAUGAUCACUUUGAUUGCAAUUUUGACGUUCGUUAUCUGGCUCAGCUUGGGGCAAUCUGGUGUUCUCCCUCCCGAAUAUCUAGACUCGGAACAAGGUGGUUGGCCAUUCUGGAGCUUGCAGUUUGCCAUUGCUGUCUUUGUUGUAGCAUGUCCCUGUGGACUUGCGCUGGCCGCUCCUACCGCUCUCUUUGUCGGCGGGGGACUUGCAGCAAAACGAGGAAUCCUUGUCAGAGGUGGUGGGGAGGCCUUUCAAGAAGCAAGCAGGCUGGACACCAUCGUUUUCGACAAAACAGGCACCCUUACUGAAGGUGGUGCCCUUCGAGUCUCCGAUCAUGAGGUUCUAAUCAGUGAUGAGCACGACAGGCAGAUUGCAUGGGCUCUAGGGAAAGCGCUAGAAGAAAGCAGCACCCAUCCGAUUGCUAGGGCUAUCGUCGAAUUUUGCGCUGACCGAACAACCGCCACCGUUAAGCAGUCUUCCAUUGAAGAAAUCCCAGGCCAUGGAAUGAAGGGAGUAUUCACAGUCCAUAUUGACGGCAGCGAUGAGGGACUUGAGUACGAAGCAUCGAUUGGUAACCAGCGUCUAGUCGAGCGUUUGGGCAGCGAAGAACCGGAUCUAUUCUAUUUGCCCAACAUACUAUCAAGAUAUCACUCAGCCGGUAAAUCAUCUGCAAUUCUUUCCAUUCGCAAAUCAAAUGAACCGACAAAGCUCGUACCAGCCAUCAUUUUUGCAACUUCGGACCCCCUUCGUCGCGAAGCUGCACAAGUGAUCUCCCAACUUCAAGCUAGAAAUGUCGAUGUACACAUGUGCACCGGAGACAACGCAAUAACAGCCCACGCUGUAGCCUCGGUGCUUGGAAUUCCCAGAUCGAACGUCAUGGCCAAUGUUCUCCCUUCUCAGAAGGCAGAAUAUAUCAAGAAAGUUCAGAAUAACGAGUUAGGAGUCAUGGCCCAAGGAACUAAUUCUACCGAUCAGAAAAGAAAGAGAAACAUCGUCGCCUUCGUUGGCGACGGUACUAAUGAUUCUCCCGCCCUUGCUGCCGCUGACGUUAGUAUUGCAAUGGCAUCCGGGUCCGACGUUGCUGUCAAUGCUGCCGGAUUCAUACUCCUGAAUUCUGACCUAAACACAAUCCUUGACCUCUGCAAACUAAGUCGUCGUGUCUUUAACCGCGUGAGAUGGAAUUUCCUUUGGGCCGCAAUAUACAAUGUCUCCCUCAUUCCGGUUGCCGCUGGUGUCUUCUAUCCGAUCGUUACUGGGCAUAAGAUGCAUGAUGACGGGACCAUUGUCAACACCCAUUGGAGGUUGGAUCCGGUAUGGGCAGCGCUUGCAAUGGCAUUAAGCAGCGUGUCUGUUGUUUGUAGUAGUUUGGCUCUUAGGGUAGAGUUUACAGCCGGGAUUAGGAGGCUUCUUGGGAAAACGAGUCACUAG